AUUUAUCUGUUGUGGUGACGGAGCAGGAGGCUAAUCCUCAGCAGCAGCAGACCCAUAUUCGCAGCGCGGUGCAUGCUGGGACACACAGUAGUUUCAAGAUGGCGGCGAGCAGGAGGCUGGCCAAGGAACUUGACGAGAUUCGCAGGUCUGGAAUGAAAAACUUCAGAAACAUUCAAGUCGAGGAAUCAAACCUAUUGUCAUGGCAAGGACUCAUUGUUCCUGACAACCCUCCCUAUGACAAAGGUGCGUUCAGGAUCGAAAUCAUUUUCCCCACUGAGUACCCCUUCAAGCCUCCCAAGAUCACAUUCAAGACAAAGAUCUAUCACCCCAACAUCGACGAGAAGGGCCAGGUGUGCCUGCCUGUGAUCAGCGCAGAGAACUGGAAGCCUGCCACCAAAACUGACCAAGUAAUUCAGUCCCUCAUCGCGCUGGUGAACGACCCCCAGCCGGAGCACCCCCUGAGGGCAGACCUAGCAGAAGAAUACUCAAAGGACCGUAAAAAAUUCUUGAAGAACGCUGAAGAGUUUACAAAGAAACACGGUGAAAAGCGGCCAAUGGACUGAUCACCUGACGAGCGUGUAGCCCUCUCUCUGUCUCUUUCUCCUCCUCUUCUCUCCUAUCUUGCCCCCCUCCAUCCCCCCCACCCCCCCCCCCCUCCAAAAAUUACCCAUCAUCCUCCAGCCCCCCCUCACUCACUGUCCUCCACCAUCCCCUUUCCCCGCCCCCCUGCAGCCCCGGAGCCGCCCAGCUGAAGCCAGGCAGCAGCAGCAGCCUCAGCCCCCUCCCCCCUACACACACACACCCAGGACUCUCUGUGGAUCAGACAGCUUCCUCCCCUCCUCCUCCUCCUCCUCCUCCGCCUCCCCCUCUUGAGUCUCCCUCUCCUCUCGGCCACACACAUCCAUCGUUUCUAACUUUCUACUCUUUCUUAAUGUGAAAAUGGAAAACGCAAAGUUAAGGGAAGCUGCCGUUCAGAAAAUGAGUUAGGUUGCAGUCCUCAGUCGUGUUAAUUUCUGUUCCCUUCAGAUAAACAAGCUCCUGUGUUCAAUAGAUCUCACUUAGACAUGAUUGAUUGAUUAUUACAGAGCAGGAAAGCUUUGAUUUUUCACCAUCAUCACUUCUCUUUGAAUCCAAACACACCUGACAGACACAAGACAAGCUGUAGCUAGGAGCUGCUUCUUAGACCUGCACUGUGGGACAUACACUCUUACAGCCACACACACACACACACACACACACACACACACACACACACACACACACACACACACACACACACACACACACACACACACACACACACACACACACACACACACACACACACACACAUGCUGACAGGCCAUACAUGGUUGUUGUUGCUGAAAAUGCUUUAGGAUAAGAAGUAAAAGUGAGUCUCCAAACACUCCAAAUAUGUAGUCCUCCUCUUCAGCUAUCCACACACACACACACACACACACACCAGCUGCAUGACUUAAGCCUCCUGUUAUUUCCUUUCCUCAUUAAUGCUCAUUUCUCCACUUUGAAUAGUUUGAUUGGCACUUGAUGUAGAGAUGAUGAUGAUGAUGAUGAUUUAGUUUGGUGAUGAUGAUGAAGAAGCUGUGGAGUUAUAAUUAGACGUCCCCCCCAGUUAAGCACCUGAACCCGUAUCAGAGCCCUUCACCACACUGAGACAGAGUCCAGCAGCUCAGCGACUGUCGGCCGCCCAGCUGAGAGGGACCGAGCCGUCAGGAGGAAGAAGAGGAGGAGGAAGAGGAGGAGGAGGAGGAGGAGCAGGCUGGAUGAAGUUCAGCUCCUGGAGGCAGGCGGUCCGAGAAACGAGCACCUUGAAGGCAGCUGGGAGAGGGCAGGCUGUCCGGGGUCGUGUCAGGACACGGGAAGGGACUUCAGUGGCCAAAAACAAACCACCAUGUAACCGCUGUUUGAUCUGCUCCCAAUAUUGUUUCAUAAUAAAGAUGGCUGACCAUUUGGCCUCACUGUC
This is a messenger RNA of Notolabrus celidotus (New Zealand spotty), 1981 nucleotides long. Its product is annotated as ubiquitin-conjugating enzyme E2 L3. The record is from RefSeq and is a predicted model, not a curated record. The transcript has 4 exons. Bases 99 to 563 code for a protein of 154 amino acids. Lineage: Eukaryota; Metazoa; Chordata; Actinopteri; Labriformes; Labridae.